This is a messenger RNA of Diversispora eburnea, 430 nucleotides long. Lineage: Eukaryota; Fungi; Glomeromycota; Glomeromycetes; Diversisporales; Diversisporaceae. The record is from the annotation of a GenBank genome assembly.
AUGGAAACAAAAGAGCUAAAGUACUUGUUGCAAAUGUUUUCUUUGGUUGAGAUUCCUCAAGAGAUUUCAACUGAAGUUGAGGAUAAUACUGUUAUCAACACAUUAGUGACUGAUUAUUCCAGGCAAGAAUAUAAUUUUAUUAUGAAAAGUAAUAUAUCUCGUGAUGUUUUGGCUUCAAGGAAUUUUGCUCAUACUAAACUUUUGAUUACUUAUCAGAAUAUUGAAAAUUUAGAAAAGAAAUCUAAAAAUCGUCUACAUGAUGUGAAACGUGUACAAAUUGAUGAAUCUCUUGAUAAAGAUUUAGUGAGUCCUGAAUAUCUAAAUAGCAAAUUCCGUACUGAAGAAAGUAAUGAAUUAGUUGGCUAUAAUACAGAAGAAGGAGGUUCUACAAAAGUUGAUAAAAAUGGGAAAAAGAUUUUGCAUAAUAAGG